Molecule: messenger RNA, 942 nt
Organism: Mesoplodon densirostris (Blainville's beaked whale)
Lineage: Eukaryota; Metazoa; Chordata; Mammalia; Artiodactyla; Ziphiidae
Product: olfactory receptor 7D4-like
Exons: 1
Coding region: 1-942 (313 amino acids)
Biological process (GO): G protein-coupled receptor signaling pathway
Cellular component (GO): membrane
Molecular function (GO): olfactory receptor activity; G protein-coupled receptor activity
Source: RefSeq, a predicted model, not a curated record
AUGGGAGCAGGAAACCACACAGGAGUAUCACAGUUCCUCCUCCUGGGCCUCUCAGACGAUCCUGACCUGCAGCCCCUCCUCUUUGGAGUGUUCCUGUCCAUGUACCUGGUCGCUGUGCUGGGGAACCUGCUCAUCAUCCUGGCCGUCAGCUCAGACCCCCACCUCCACACCCCCAUGUACUUCUUCCUCGCCAACCUCUCCUUGGUGGACAUCUGUUUCGUCUCCACCACUGUCCCAAGGAUGCUGGUGAACAUCCAGACACAGAGCAAAAGCAUCUCCUACAUAGGGUGCCUCACUCAAGUGUUAUUUUUUUUUUUGAUUUUUGCUGUAAUGGAUAGUUUUCUCCUGACUGUGAUGGCCUAUGACUGGUUUGUGGCCAUCUGCCAUCCCCUGCACUACAUGGUCAUCAUGAACCCCCGCUUCUGUGGCCUCCUGGUUCUGAUGUGUUGGCUCCUCAUUUUCUGGGUUCCCCUGAUUCAUAUUCUACUGUUGAGGCGGCUGAACUUCUGUACUGGCACUGAAAUUCCACAUUUCUUCUGUGAACUGGCUCAGAUUCUCAAGGUGGCCUGCUCUGACACCCUCAUCAAUAACAUCGUCUUGUUUGUGGCCACUGCCCUGCUGGGUGUGUUUCCCCUCAGUGGAAUCCUCUUCUCUUACUCUCGAAUUGUCUCCUCUUUAAUGAGAAUCUCCUCUGCAGCGGGAAAAUAUAAAGCAUUUUCUACCUGUGGGUCUCACCUCUCUGUGGUUUCCUUGUUCUAUGGGACAGGCCUGGGGAUCUAUCUCACUUCUGCUGUGACCCAUUCUCCCCAGAGAAGCUCCAUCGCCUCAGUGAUGUACACCGUGCUCACCCCCAUGCUGAACCCCUUCAUCUACAGCCUGAGGAACAAGGAUGUGAAGGGGGCCCUGGAAAGGCUCCUCGGUUUAGGUACCACUUGUCUGUGA